AUUUUCUUACUGCAUCACGUCGAAUUUAGAAUCUUUAGCUAGAGAGACAAAGAGGCGUUGGACUUACUGCUCCAUUCGACAAGGAAAGAACAUUACAAAGUCCCGAACAAAGUACAAACGAGCAUUACAUCAUUAGAAUAAGGAAUAACAAUCUCAAUCAUCUGAUCAUAGGUCAAACGAUUCACAACUAACAUUGGUUCAGACAACAGAAGUCCGGUAUGAAUGCGAUGUGCCAUUUCGGCGGUUUGCUAGUGGUAUUGUCGUUGGUGUGGCAAUCUCGAGCGGCAAGGUACGAACACAUGAGAUUAUUCAAAUGGAGGGAGUUCGAGGUUGAUGGCAUAUUCGAAACAAAUGGUGAUAAAUCUUAUGUCGAAUCUUUGAACGAUGCAAUAGAUGAAGUAAAUCCAUUCCUGAAUGAUGCGAUACGAAAACUUGACCACUGGAUAGCAGUGAACGAAAAGGUCGAAAACAUCCAGUACUAUUUAGAAGAAGGAUUGAAACAUUUUGAUACAAUAGGCAAAAUAGAGAACGCUAUUAGGCUUGUUAUGAAAGGAAGAUUGAGUGCAGUGGAACCAAAUCUAGCCUGGUCGUAUGGAAUGUGUCUUUACGGAGUCUGUAGCUCAAAUGUUAAUUUCCAAGUAAAAUUCGUUUCUGGAAAUGGACUUAGAGUCGCUGCAACUGUAGAUCGGGCCUUCAUGUUUAGUUAUAUUCCUAUUAAGGUCAGCGCCUCUGGAUCAUUGACCAUCGGAGAGAAAUAUAAACUUAAAGCGGGUCCCUUAGACUUCAGAAUCCCUUUGAUCAGAACGUAUGUAAGAGCAUAUGCCUCUUUGGGUCACGAUGGCGUUGUAGUAGAUGGCGAAAUGGAGGUCUUUGGUGGUGGAUUGGCUAGAGGCGGGUUCCGUGGCUCUAUUGAUAAUACUGGGCUUAAGGUUAGUGGUAGAUUUGAAGCCCUGGGAACUGGUUUAGAAGUUGAUGCGCAAGCAAGUUGGACAGAUGGACUUGAGGCGAAGGUUUCAUUGACAAUUCCGAUGAUAGGAACAUUUGACCUAUCUCUUCGUAUUCCAAACCCAUUUUCAUGGCUAUGGUCAGGCUCCUCCCAUCGUUACUUAAAUUAACAUACCUGCAUACGCUUACUACACAAAGCGCAAGGAGCUAGAACUGGCAAUCCCGUGAUCAG
Owenia fusiformis is the source of this 1177-nucleotide messenger RNA. NCBI's taxonomy places the organism in Eukaryota, Metazoa, Annelida, Polychaeta, Sabellida, Oweniidae. The record is from the annotation of a GenBank genome assembly.